AUGCAGGCGCGCAAGCGGAGCGGAGACGCCGCGCAUCACAUCACGGAGCAUUGUGAGAGAAUGUUCUGCGAGACGCUGAAGGCCGUGUUCUUGGUUGAGAAGGACUCUGGUUUUGAGAACUCGCUGGUGAUGGAUGCGCAACACAAUACUGCAACAGCUGGUGGAUACAAAAGCGGUACUGUGCAGAUACCGCUGCGACAACAGCAGCAGAAAGCCACGAUCAUGAAGCAUGAUCUCCCGACGCCGUCGCCGUCGCCGGAUGCGAGGAAACCGUAUCUGGAGAUAGGAGGGAUGUUGAGGGAUCACGUGGAGAUGUGGGAUUAUGCCUGCGAUGCGCGCUUCACCGGCUUUGUGGCGGACAAGGAGGACGAGCGAGCGCUGUUCGUCUUCUUCGACAAGGAUGUCAUGGGCAAGGACUUGAAGCCUGGAUUGAUGGCACUCCUCGAACUCGCCAGCAGCAAGGACUUCGACUGCACCCAGCUCGUCAUUUGCCUCGAUAGGACUGCGGAUGGCGAGAGCGCAGAAGAAGUCAGCCGCGGGCUGUCAUGGGCUGGCUUCGAAUUGAUAAUGCUCGAUCACUGGGCCGGCGAAAAGAACUGCAUCAGCGACCGGUGGCUGUUCAUGGGUAUGGAUGUUUAG
Messenger RNA from Saxophila tyrrhenica, 639 nucleotides. RefSeq lists its product as uncharacterized. Gene Ontology annotation, biological process: positive regulation of protein catabolic process. Gene Ontology annotation, molecular function: ornithine decarboxylase inhibitor activity. Bases 1 to 639 code for a protein of 212 amino acids. The record is from RefSeq and is a predicted model, not a curated record. NCBI's taxonomy places the organism in Eukaryota, Fungi, Ascomycota, Dothideomycetes, Mycosphaerellales, Extremaceae. Gene Ontology annotation, cellular component: cytoplasm; nucleus. The transcript is spliced from 2 exons.